Aspergillus eucalypticola CBS 122712 is the source of this 902-nucleotide messenger RNA. Its product is annotated as riboflavin synthase. Bases 58 to 759 code for a protein of 233 amino acids. NCBI's taxonomy places the organism in Eukaryota, Fungi, Ascomycota, Eurotiomycetes, Eurotiales, Aspergillaceae. The record is from RefSeq and is a predicted model, not a curated record. The transcript has 3 exons. Gene Ontology annotation, biological process: riboflavin biosynthetic process. Gene Ontology annotation, molecular function: riboflavin synthase activity.
UUCCGCCCGCAACCACGGUAUCGGCUUUACAUUUUUACAAUUUUAUCCAUUUCCACCAUGUUCACCGGUCUUGUUGAGAAAAUAGGGACUGUCUCGUCCCUCGAGGCUCUCGAUACCUCCUCAAGCGGGGGCGGGGGUACAUCCUUGACCAUCUCCGACUGUGAGGAGAUUCUCACAGAUUGCCAUCUCGGCGACAGUAUAGCUGUCAAUGGAACCUGUCUAACAGUAACCGCCUUCGACAAGACCUGGUUCAAGGUCGGCGUCGCCCCCGAAACCCUCCGCCGCACGAAUCUCGGUUCCCUGCAGACAAACUCCCGCGUGAACCUCGAACGCGCCGUCCUGGGUGAAACGCGCAUGGGCGGUCACUUUGUGCAGGGCCACGUCGAUACCAUCGCCAAGAUCCUUUCUGUGACGCCGGAGGGCAAUGCGCUGGUGUUCCGUAUGCAGCCGCGCGAUGUGGGCGUGAUGCGGUAUAUCGUGGAGAAGGGAUAUGUCACGCUGGACGGGGCUAGUUUGACGGUGACGAAUGUUGUGGAUGGUCCGGAGGGGUACUUUGAGGUGAUGCUUAUUGCGUAUACGCAGGAGAAGAUUGUCACGGCGGCGAAGAAGCCGGGGGAUUAUGUGAAUGUGGAGAUUGAUAUUGUGGGCAAGUAUGUGGAGAAGAGUGUGCAGGGGUACUUUGCUGGUACUGCCGGUGGGGAUAUGAAGAUGUUGGAGAAGAUGGUGGAGAGGAUUGUCGAGGAGAAGUUGAGGAAGUAGGUGGGUUGGCUCAUUGGUAGAUAUCCGUGAUUUUGCAGGGAGGGAACUAGUAUGAUCAUGGAUGUUGUUUACGAGCCAUUUUAGCUACAUGUAAAUAGGGAUAUGAUAUGAGAACGUUUCUUCCAUGUACGAGUAUAGAAAAU